AAGGGGGCGAGCGGGGCCUGGAGCGGGCGGAAAAGGACUGCCGCCGCCGCGCCCCCUCUCCUCCGCUCCUUCCGGUCGCUCUCCGGGAGGCCAUCCGGCCGAGGUCUCGCCUCUCGGUCUGGCCUCCUCGGAGCCGGGAUGGCGGCGGCCGAGGAGCAGGAAUGAAAAACUGUCCCGGCUUGAUGUCCCUGCAGUUCCGGUCACCUUCAAGGAAUUCAUGAUCACAUGACCCUGGAUAUGGAUGUCGUCCUCUCGGAUUUUGUUCGCUCAACGGGGGCAGAGCCAGGAUUGGCAAGAGACUUGCUUGAAGGGAAAAACUGGGACUUGAACGCUGCACUGAAUGAUUUUGAGCAGCUGAGGCAGGUUCAUGCCGGGGUCCUGCCCCGUUCCUUCAAUGACGGUCAUACUUUUAAAUUUGUGGAGAAGGAGAUUGCCCACAGUGCCCGGCCACAGCUGCAGCGCCAAGAUGAUAUAAUUCAAGAGAAGCGCUUGUCCCGAGGCAUUUCCCACGCCAGCUCCACCAUCAUCUCCUUGGCUCGCUCCCACGUCUCCAGCAAUGGCGGCAGCGGUGGCGGCAGCGAGCAACUCUUGGAGAUGCCGAUCUGUACCUUCCAGCUCCCUGACCUGAAUGUUUACAGUGAAGACUUCCGGAACUUCAUCGAACGGGAUCUCAUUGAGCAAUCGAUGCUGGUGGCCCUGGAGCAGGCUGGUCGUCUGAACUGGUGGGCCAACGUAGAUCCCAGCUGUCAAAGGCUGCUUCCCUUGGCAACAACGGGUGAUGGAAAUUGCCUGCUUCAUGCUGCAUCCCUAGGUAUGUGGGGUUUCCACGACAGGGAUCUGAUGCUCCGCAAAUGCCUUUACGCCCUGAUGGAUAGAGGGGUGGAGAGGGAGGCUCUGAAAAGGCGCUGGAGGUGGCAGCAGACCCAGCAAAACAAAGAGUCUGGCCUCGUAUACACAGAAGAAGAAUGGCAAAAAGAGUGGAAUGAGCUGACCAAAUUGGCUUCAAGUGAACCACGUAUGCAUUACAGCACCAACAGUGGGAACUGUGGAGGGGUUGAAGGAUCUGAGGAGCCGGUGUAUGAGAGCCUGGAAGAAUUCCAUGUUUUUGUCCUUUCCCAUGUAUUGAAGAGGCCCAUUGUGGUUGUGGCAGACACAAUGUUGCGAGAUUCUGGAGGAGAAGCAUUUGCUCCUAUCCCCUUUGGUGGCAUCUAUUUGCCUCUGGAAGUUCCUGCCAGCAAGUGCCAUCGUUCCCCAUUGGUUCUGGCCUACGAUCAAGCCCAUUUCUCUGCCCUGGUGUCCAUGGAGCAAAAGGAGCCCAUCAAGGAACAAGCUGUGAUCCCUCUGACAGACUCUGAACACAAACUGCUUCCGGUACACUUCGCAGUGGAUCCUGGGAAAGAGUGGGAGUGGGGUAAAGAUGACAAUGAUAACGUCAAAUUGGCAAGUGUGACUCUUUCACUGGAGGCCAAGUUGCAUUUGCUGCACAGCUACAUGAAUGUAAAGUGGAUCCCUUUGUCUUGUGAAAUGCAGGCACCUCUUGCUCAGCCAGAGUCUCCAACGGCUUCUGCAGGUGAUGAGAUCCGAUCGGCUGCAGACUCGGGGGAUUCAGAUAAGGAAUCAGUUUGUAGCAGCUCAGCAAGCAAUAGUGGCAGCAGCAAGACCAGCAGUAAAGAAAAACCAAAAAAAGAGCGGGAAAAGGACAAGGAGAAGAAACGGGCUGACUCUGUAGCCAAUAAACUUGGAAGUUUUGGCAAAACACUGGGGAGCAAGCUAAAAAAAAAUAUGGGCGGGCUGAUGCAUAGCCGAACAGUCAAAGGCGGAAUGAGCAAUGGACAAGGGGAGACCUUGGAGAAGAAAAAGAAAGGCUCCAUAAAAAUAAGAAAGGGCAGCAAAGAGGAGGCUCCUUCUGGAGAUUUUUCAGCUCUUCCAGAGAAGUCCGGUCUAGCUAAGACGACAUCUUCAGAAAAGCAGCCCGAUCACUGCAAAUACAGCAGUGAUGUCAAGCUGAGUUUGAGCAUCCUACGAGCUGCCAUGCAAGGGGAGCGCAAGUCCAUCUUUGCUGGUCAGCUGAAGACCAGUCACCGGCACCAGUACCAAGAGGAGAUGAUCCAGCGGUAUCUCCUGGAUGCUGAGGAGCGCUAUUCUGCAGAGCAGAAACAAAAGGAAGCUGAGAAGAAGAUGGUGGCACUGGGCAAUGGGGGAGCUGCCAAAAAGAUGGACUUAGAAGGCAAUCCUCUCAAAGGAGAAGAGACUCCACGGAACUCCAUGGACCACCCAGGACUGUCGCCAUAUAGUCUCCAGAGCUCAGAUCUGGCCACGGUGGGUACUAAAAUAUCCAGUUUUUCCACUGGCCACUCAGGAGUCUUCACCAUUCCCCGGCCUUCUAUGAUGAGCAAUGUGGAAAGCACCUAUCCUCCUACUUACCAAGAUGGCCGAAGACAAGUUGCUGGAGGCCUCUGUGCUCCUUUUCCCUCUUACGCUACACUGCCCAGGCAGUGUGCACAAAGCCGUUCCCACCUGUCCCAGCAGGUGGGACACUUCUGUACCACAGAGAUGGAUAUGCCACCUAGUUAUGCGGAGGUGGAUUGUGAGGGCUCUUCCUACCCAGUUCUAUCCAGCAAUGGCUAUCAAGAUUGCACAGAGCCAGAUGGUAGCUCUACAAAAGUAGUGCAGGGUGAUCGAAGAAAAACAUGGCUGCUGUACAAUGUACAGCAAACCAAAUGCAAACAGCCCAACUGCAGUUUUUAUGGACAUCCAGAGACUGGGAAUUUCUGUUCAUGCUGUUACAAAGAAGAACUGAAACGCAAAGAACAGGAGAAGGAGACACUGAUACAUCGGUUCUGAAGAAACAAAUAUGUACGUUUCCUAUCUGGACCCAUGGGAUAUGGGGAAUGCAAUAAUUUUUUCUACCCCUGUUCCCCUUUCAUUAAGGGGAGGAGUUGGCCAGUGGGGGUUGGUAAGCUGCUUACGGGAGUGGGGGAACCAAAGCCCCUUACUUCCUAGAAGCAUGGAAGAAAACUCCAUUAAAGAGCAAGGGCUGCUAGUGUAAUGUGAUGGGGACAGUUCCCUGGAAGGUGGGGGUAGAAUUCAGGGAGGUUGCAUUUUGUGCAGGACUGUAGUUGUUGAAUCAAGCAAAUCCUCUAGACCAAAGCUUUGAAUUCCAAGAUUAGAGAAAAACAAUGACAAAGGCCUGUUCUUAUUUGAUCACCCUCCAACAUAUUUUUUUAAAUUUUUAUUUCAAAGGGAUUAAAAUUAGUAUCACUCAGUUUUGUCUUAAUGCCUGAAGCGUCGAGGCUCUUUAACAGUUUCAUGUCUUUUUUAUGACUAUUUUUAUGUCUCUGGGGUAUUCUGAUACUGCACAGGGACUGAGUUGGAAAGGAAGUAUUCUGAAGAGUGAAUCAAGUUCAGUUACCUCCCUGUUCUUCUGAUGCUGCCUCCUUCCAAAUCCACCCAUCUUUUCCCACAAUUGUCUGGUCUUCUGAGCAUGCUUGUUCUAGCUAGGGUUAGCUUCAGUUAGAGAUGAGCUUCAGAGAUUUUUUUUUUGAAGUAUAUAUUUUAAAAUACUUGUCAGGAGCUGAAUGUGCUAGGUGGGAAGGAAUCAAGUCACGGUGUUGUGUAUUGAGAUAAAGUUUUAACUGAAAAAAAAAAUGAAGCUGUUCUUGAUGGAAUCAAACUACUUGAGUAGAAUUUUGGAGACCAGGAGGGAAAUCAGUGGGGCUUUAAUAAGAGCAAUAAACCAUUGCAGGCAGCUUUAAACAUGGAGAGAUGAAAGGUGGUAAUGAGGCAUCACAGCAAGAAUCCUUUGCUAUCUGAUUUUGCUCCAGCUACUUUUAAAAGCAUCAGAAGAUAAACCUAUAUAAUAUUUUCGGUCUGCAGAGAACAACCUACUUUUUGUGCAAGCUAUUUUUCCCAGACUACCUCUGUUCUGUAUAGAAAAAAAUCUGACUUUGGGGGAACAUAGUUAUUAUUCUUUGUUCCUUGUGGGUUUUCUAAUGCAGUACAUUAAUUCCCAUCAACUCCAGCCUUUAGAAAUAUUGGUAUAUUUUAAAAGCACCUGAUUAUUCCCACUUUUGGUGUUGCAGCAUUUGUUGCAAAUAUUUUUUCAACAAAUAAAACAUGUUUGAUGGCUAGGAACUCCCUCCUAAUCAGAUAUUUCACAAAGACAUAUGCCAGUUAUGUUUUGACUGAAUUUUGAAUGGUGGAUAAGGGUCUUUUUUUCCUUCUUUUGGCUCAUUUGGGAGUCUAAAACUAUGCAAUUAUUUUCCAUCAAGAGCUGCUGAGUUGGGACAGAGAACUGCAAGUGUACUUAAUAUUUUAAACAAUAACCCAACACUCAUGGCUUUCUUUAAUACUCCUUACACUGCCUUAACAUGGACAGUAGCCCAAUAUGAAAUAACAGGCACUUUCUUGUUUCUUUCCUAGAUAAUUUUAUUUGAGAAAGGGGUACUAUUAAGAGGCAAAUAUGUAUUGCUAUGUUAAAUUUGUCAGGAUCUGCUGCGUGAUAUAAAAUUAAAACGGGGCUUGCAGAAAAUGCUCCUGAGACAUACAAGAUGGAUUUGCACUCACAACUGAUAGGUAGUCCAUCCACCCCUCUUGCUAAAUACUGUCGUGGAAGAUUAUAGACCACUUAAUUUCAGAGCCCUACAAUGGGGGAAAUGUGUGUGUUUUUAACCAGGAUGUGCAGAGGAAUAAAAUCAGGAGCAAAAGAAAAAUAAAACCAUGUAUUUGUCUUGUUAGGCAACAUAAAUGUUUACACUGUGUUCAGAAGAAUAAUUUCAGUCUUAAAAUUUGACAGUAGGUGGACGUCUGCAGAUUAUAAUUCAUUUGAUCUGAAAAUCCAACUCGGGAUGUUCAAUUUUGACAUUUCAAGCAGUUUUGGGGUUUGAUAGACUAAAAACUAAUUUGAGGAAAAGCUUAUUCAGUUGGUUUGUGGCUGUAUAGAGUAGCUGAGCUCAAAGUAGCCUUUUUAAAAAAAUUACACAUUUCUUCAAAAAUUAACUAUCCUAAAUCUAUUUUUAUGAGGGUGGCAGCAGCAGUGGUAGUUGCAUUUUUUAUGAUUCUCUGUGUCUCUUUUCAGUGCUGGUUGCUUAAGAUGUUAUCGCAAGAAUUCCUAUAAGUGACAUUGGACUAUUUUUUAUUUGAUCACUUUGGCUAAAUUGAAUGUCACCUCCAAAAUUUUUGUUUGGAAAUGCACACAUGCUAUCUGGAAGACAUGAUACAUGCAGAAUUCCCCCUUCCCAUAUAAUUUUUUCCAAGUAGUGAAGCCUCUUUCUAGAGAUCUGUAUGCUUUCUUUUUUUGCUUUUCCAAACUGUAACUAGUAAUUUUGAGAUUGUACCUUGACAGUUUGUUGCUGAUCACUUUUUAAUUAUAACUAUUAUUAUAAUUAUUAUAGCAAUUGGGUUAAUAGAUUGUAGCAUUUUUGUACAUCAAAACAAAGUGAACACUUUAAAAACCUCUAUUUGAAAAGUAUUUUUCUAUGAACUCCAGAAUUUUAAGUCCAAAACCUUUCCGCCUUAGUAACAGUGAAUUCUAAUUAUUUAACUUCUGCCUACCAGAUCAAGUUUGAAUUGGUAUAGUUGUUCACUGACUUUCCCUUUCCAGACCCUCCUUCUAUUUUUCUGAGAAGUGUAGGUUUGUUUCCUUUAUGGUGAAACAGUAAUCUUUUUUUCAUUAAAAAAGCAAAAGUUAAAAAUACUAUUUAUUGAAAAAAUAAAACCUUCCCCUUUUUAUUCAUUGUCUAUGCAGCUAUAAAUUGAAAGCAGUGGAUAUAUUUUAAGGUACCUUUUUAAUCAUUAUUUUCUUGAGCAGAAAUAUAAGCAGAUGAGUUUCCCAAGCACUUUUAAUUGAGUAGAGACACUAGAGUAAACAAUUUUUUAUAGAAGAGCAAGUAGGGGGAGAUGUUUGUGGUCUUGCUCCCUCUGCUGGAGGAAGAAGUUUAUGGCAUAUUCUGAGAAAUUUAACAAUUGGUUUAUUCCCACCUUCCUUCCCUAUGGAUACGGAGAGGAGGGAGGGAGGGAGAGAGACCACAGAUUGAGGCAAGUCGAGUGAGAAUGCAUUAUUAGUGAUGUGACUGUGGCUUCUGACAGACACUUGUGGGACUCUACAAAUAGUUAAAAUUAUUUUAAUAUUCCAAGAAUCAAAAUAACUUUUUCCCAUUUGAUGCACAAUGUUUUGCACAACAAAAGAAAAGGCCUCAUUUUGGCUUCAGUUCCUUUAUGAUUAAUUCUGACAUUAUGUCUCAAUUUGUUUUUUUAGUUUGACAAAAAUAGAAUGACCUUAAAUAAAAAUGUCCAGGGUAUAACUUUAACCAGCAUGUAGAAACUCUAUAGAAAGGUUUUUGUUAGUUUUUUUCUGCUAGUUGUCUAAGAAUUAAUUGACCUGAUUUAAUUCUGUUGUCGACAAUAAAAAUUAUU
This is a messenger RNA of Notechis scutatus (mainland tiger snake), 6414 nucleotides long. RefSeq names its product OTU deubiquitinase 7B (gene OTUD7B). Lineage: Eukaryota; Metazoa; Chordata; Lepidosauria; Squamata; Elapidae. Gene Ontology annotation, biological process: protein K63-linked deubiquitination; protein K11-linked deubiquitination; protein deubiquitination involved in ubiquitin-dependent protein catabolic process. Gene Ontology annotation, cellular component: cytoplasm; nucleus. Gene Ontology annotation, molecular function: DNA binding; cysteine-type deubiquitinase activity; K63-linked polyubiquitin modification-dependent protein binding. The record is from RefSeq and is a predicted model, not a curated record.